Molecule: messenger RNA, 2185 nt
Organism: Carassius carassius (crucian carp)
Lineage: Eukaryota; Metazoa; Chordata; Actinopteri; Cypriniformes; Cyprinidae
Product: L-threonine ammonia-lyase-like
Exons: 11
Coding region: 1-2067 (688 amino acids)
Biological process (GO): L-threonine catabolic process; L-serine catabolic process
Molecular function (GO): threonine deaminase activity; L-serine ammonia-lyase activity
Source: RefSeq, a predicted model, not a curated record
AUGAAUUUCGCAGCACAGAUCUUUGCUAACUUUGUGAACGACGGUUUGCAGGCACAGGAGACACGGAGAAGCUUUAAUGACAGUGAGGAAUAUGAUCCCUUCUGGCAGAGGUGGGAAACCAUAGCGUGUACAUCUGAAACCCUUAGAGAGUCAUCCCAGUGUCCUCCUGAGAGACGUGAUGUGAAUGGUGUGGAGUUCCACCGGCAUGUAGCGGUUCCUCUGUGUUCUCCUUCCCAUCCUGUGCAUCCUCCAUCCACUGAUUCACACUCACCUUCCCGUAAAACCCUAGAGACGCCCAAACCUGGACCAGAACUCACACGGAGACACCAGGCUUCAUCCCCAUCACACAUGGACAAACCUUCAGCAGAUCCCGCUCCUAGAAAACCUAGCAGGUCUCAAGCUGGAGCUGCAAAGAGGGUUGAUGCUCUUCAACCCGCUUCUAAAGCUCCCGGUCCUUCUCCUGUAGAACCAGCAGAACCUUCCUCAUCCAUAGCUCUCCUUCCGUUCCCGCAGCUCACAGAGAACGCCACUCUCCUGUCGCUCUUCCAAGCUUUAGUCUACAUCCUCCUCAGACUCUUCCUCACCUUCAUCCUCCUCUUCCUGCCACGCGGCCCGUGUGUUAAAGACACCCACAUCGGGAACGGACGCCCGGGCCGCCGCUCCACACUCAUCUGCCCGGAACGCCUGAAGGACUUCGGAGCCGAGGAGUACCUCAAUGGAGACGUGAAGGUCUUUGAGACCAGUGUUUCAGAACCGCCGGAGGUCCAGUUAAUGUCCACACCUAAACCAGCUGUGAAGAAGAGCAGCGCGAGCAAGACUACAGCCAAAGAUCCUCCUGAACAUCUGCGCUUCGAGGACAUCAGCGCCGCUGCCUUCAGACUACAGCAGGCCGGGAUUCAGAAAACACCCUGCACGUACUCCAGACUGUCCAAACACUACGGCAUGGAGAUCUUCCUGAAGAAGGAGCUUCUGCACUACACGGGUUCAGCGAAGGAGAGAGGAGCGCUGUACCUGCUGUCCUCCCUCAAACAGGAUCAGCAGAGGAAGGGUGUGAUCGUGGCCACUGACUCCAGCUUCUCGAGGGCUGUGGCGUUUCACGCGGUGGAGCUGAGGAUCCCGGUGUUCGUCAUCAUGCCGGCGUGCAGCUCUCCUCCUCGUCUGCGCAUGUACAGAGACUACGGUGCUAUGGUUAUUUCCUACGGCAGCACGGCCCGAGACUCCAUCAACCACGCCAGACACCUGGCCAAAGAGAACGGAUACCUGUGUCUGGAGGAGGACGACAGCGCUGUGUAUCUGGCAGGUCUGGGAUCAGUGGGUCUGGAGAUCUACGAGCAGGUGCCCAAGCUGGACGCGGUCAUCGUUCCUGCAGGUGGACACUGUGAGCUCCUGGUGGGGACCGCAGCUGCCAUCAAACACCUGAACCCUCGCAUCUCUGUCAUAGGUGUAGAACCGGAGGAGUUUCCUCUUCUGCUGCAGUCGCUCAAAACAGACGCUCCCAUUAAAGACCUCUACUGCAACCCCAACAAGAAACUCUACAGAGAUCUGCUGGAUCACUCUCUGAGCACACACUGCUUCCAGCUGGCCAAGAAAACUGUGGACAAGGUCAUCUCUGUCAGGGAGGCGGACGCUCUGGUGGCCAUGCUGCGCUUCCAGGAGUACGAGCGCUCGACCGUGGACACAGAAGGAGCUCUGGGUUUGGCCGCAAUCUUAGCUGGUCAACUGCCAGAGCUGAAAGGGAAAAGGGUGGCUGUGGUGGUCAGCAGUGCUAACAUGGAGCUGGACCUGGUCCUGCAGUGUGUGGAGCGAGCUCUGGUUCUGGACGACAGAGUCAGUCGCUUCACCGUGCAGCUGACCGACCGGCCCGGAGACAUGGCCAAACUCCUGGACCUGCUGGCCCGAGAGGACGUCAGGUUGCUGGAUGUUUGUCACAGACGCUACAGUGAUAAAGCAGAGCUCUUCAAAACACAGGUGGAGUGUGUCGUACAAAUGAGGGAUAAAAGUCAGAACUCACAGCUGCGACGGACGCUCUCAGACCGAUACCCUUCACUGCACUGGCUGGAGCGGUGAUCACACACAUACACACACUCUGACUCACACACACACACACACACACACACACACACACACCGAUUCUCACACACACACACACACACCGAUUCACACACACACACUGACUCUCACUCAC